Messenger RNA from Dermacentor andersoni, 807 nucleotides. Its product is annotated as leucine-rich repeat serine/threonine-protein kinase 1-like. Lineage: Eukaryota; Metazoa; Arthropoda; Arachnida; Ixodida; Ixodidae. Gene Ontology annotation, cellular component: cytoplasm. The record is from RefSeq and is a predicted model, not a curated record.
AUGAGGCCUGGCUCCCUCAGGUACACAGAUGUCGGCCAUCGUGCCAGCGAAUGUGCCCACUCCUGGCUCGAACAGGGACUUGAAAUUAGUCAGGAGGCUUGGGACAUCUUUCACCGCAUGCAGGAUGGCUUCCUGGUGCAAGAGACAUAUGCGCCGGAAGGGCCUGGCUCAGGCUGCCCACUGAGCAGCCUCAACCUGUCUCACAAUGCCUUCGAGAGGCUGCCUCCCAUGCUGGCCUGCAGGGCGCCCCACCUGGCUCGAGUGAACCUCAGCUACAACGGGCUGGCUUCACCCGGCGAGCUGAGGUUCUACCCUGUUAGUCUGCGUCACCUCGACCUGUCCUACAAUCGAUUAGCUGUGUGGUGGACGCCAGCAAUAACUGACACCACCUGUGCUGCAACUGGGGGCAGCUGCCUGCACCAAAGCCAUUGGCGUCUGGAGAACCUGCGCACACUGCUGCUGGCCAGUAAUCAGCUGCCAGGGCUCCAAGGUCUAGUGGGGCAGCAAGACGGGAACGACUCCAAGGAGGUGCCGCUUUUUCCGAAUCUGUUCAUGCUGGAUGUAAGCAACAACCUCCUGAGCGACGUGCCAGCAACACUGGCUGAGCUUGGCUCCCUCUCGGUGUUAAACUUGAGCGGGAACCCAGGCAUCAUCGAGCUGCCUCCACAGCUCGGCCUUCUGUCGAAGCUGUGGAACCUGAACCUGCGUGGCUGCAGCUUGCACGAGCCGCUCGCGUCCAUGGUGCGCUCCACCCGCUACCGCACCACUGACCUCGUCGGAUACCUCAAGUCUAUUCUCCAAGAGUGA